Corticium candelabrum is the source of this 1426-nucleotide messenger RNA. RefSeq lists its product as uncharacterized. Lineage: Eukaryota; Metazoa; Porifera; Homoscleromorpha; Homosclerophorida; Plakinidae. The coding region runs from base 107 to 1048 and encodes 313 amino acids. Gene Ontology annotation, molecular function: extracellular matrix structural constituent; oligosaccharide binding. The record is from RefSeq and is a predicted model, not a curated record. The transcript has 7 exons.
UACAGAACCAGUCAGCGACGUCAGCAAUUCAUACCUAAAUAGUAGACCACCGAUUGACUCUCUAGUUCAUAUCAGAAUAAUCUACCUUCAGCAAGCCGUACACGUAAUGCAGUCGAUACUGAUUCUCAUCACUGCUCUCUUCUGUCUCCACGCAAAGUCGGCUUACGUACACGAUAUAUUACAGCUGCCGAAUCAAAGUCAACCAGCAAAAAUUUACCGAGUUGCAACAACUUCUGCUGACAGCUGUGAGAAGAAAAUAGAAGGAGCUAUUCGAUACAAUGGAGCAAAGAAAAUUGUCGAAGUUUGUUCUGAGCUAAGAUGGAAAAGCUUGGCGUGGGUUGAGGAUCACAUCCAUGCACUUGCUGCUUCUGGCGGAAGCUGCAGUCUGGGCAGUAGGAGAGAAUACGCGGCAAGUUCUUGCAGAGAGAUUGUUCUCCGAUGCCCCCACUCUGUUGAUGGUAUCUACUGGAUUGAUCCAUCUCAUGAUUCGUCACCCUUCAAGGUGUAUUGUGACAUGACGAGUGAUGAUGGAUUUGGAUACACACUUGUCGCUCGCUUCUCAGACACUACAUACUUUGUGACAAAUGAACUGAAUUUUGAUCCAACCGACAAAGUGAUCUUUCCCGGCAUCAUCCAACCUAAAUCAGCCAAACUCUCUGAUUCUGUUAUCGCCAAACUCUACACAUCCCACAUCCGGUGGAUCACAACCGAAAACGCCAACUAUUCAAUGUAUUUUGAACUGCAAUGUGGUCAAAACUAUACAACAACAGGUGCUAUGAAUCAACGCUGCAGUCGGUACUUGCCGAAUGGAAACAGUCAAAACCAGAAGGGUGUGGAUACUUGGACUGUGUGGUAUAGUCCUAAGUCUGAUUUUGGCGUGUCGACUCGAGAUUGGGGCGGCACCAACAAAGUAUUCUGUGAGUAUAAGUCGAGUGGCACUUACGGAGGUUACAUAUCGGUGCGCCACAGCACGAGCGCUUGGGAUGCGUGUGGCAGAGCAAACACCAAAUGUUCGGCCGCUGUCAACUCUUUCCUUAUGGUAGGUUGAGUGUCCUUGUACUGCAACAGUGUUUGCAUGUGCUUGUCAAUCGACUCGUAGUAAGUCUGCUAGUGCUUGCUGCAAACUAACAGACGUGUGUAGUUGUCUGCAGGCUUAUGAUUGUUCACAAUGGCAUAUAAGGCAAUAUUGCAUGGUGUACUGACCUCUAGUCUAGAAACCUUUUUUGUACAGUAACAGUUAGGACGUCCGUUCGUUGUCUGGGCCCAGGAAUUUUGCUCUGAUUGGUUGAGUCACUGUACACCUUAGUUAGUAGUAUACGCAUCACCUGACUUCUGGCAGUCUAAAACACGAGUGCUUUGAAUGUGGUGUGUUUAUUGUAUGGGAAUGGGGAAAGAAGAAACAGUCGUGCUAGGACAAAAUGGAGAC